AUGGUAGAAGUUAUUAUCGAUACAAACGCUGAUGUGGACGUCCUACUACGUGAGCUGCAGCGAGUCUCUCAAUCAUUACACAAAUCAACAACAACAACAACAGCGGCGGGUCCACGAAUUCUCACGUGGGGUGAUGUCUACGUGGAUGAGACCCUGCGGGAUUUAUUUCAGGAGCGCCUUUCAAGUGUGAUGAGUGCUGCGAAGAGUCAACGGGCCAUUCACUUCCCACGUGAACGUCUCAUCAUGGGCAGUCAUGAUGAAGUGGAGAUUGAUCUUCUCGCACCGCAUCUCCGCAUUCUUCCAGAGAGUGCUAUUCACAGUAAAAACAAACAAGAAGAACGUAAGGCGGCCUUUAAGGAGGCGAAAGUAAAGGCAUUGGAGGAACACAGAGAGAAGAUGUUGCGACUGGCCAUGCAGGGUAUAGAGUUACCACGCGGGGUCUCUUCAACGAAUGCGAAGAGUGAAGAAAAAGAGAAUGUGGAUGAAGAGAAAUAUGAUGAUUCUAUAGCCCCACCACCACCUCCUCCUCCUCCUCCAGCGAUGGAAGAAGAAGUAGGAAGUGAACAAGAGAGUAGUAAUGAUGAGAAUGUUUCUUCAGAUGAAGACAGUAAUAACAAUAACAGUGAUGAUGAUGAUAUACCACCACCGCCACCACCUCCACCAGAGGAAGAAGACGGGGAUGAUAAUGAUGAAAGUGAUGUUAGUAGUGAUACUGAUGAUGAUGAUAUUCCACCACCGCCGCCACCUCCGGAGUGA
This is a messenger RNA of Trypanosoma theileri, 756 nucleotides long. RefSeq lists its product as uncharacterized. The coding region runs from base 1 to 756 and encodes 251 amino acids. NCBI's taxonomy places the organism in Eukaryota, Euglenozoa, Kinetoplastea, Trypanosomatida, Trypanosomatidae. The transcript has a single exon. The record is from RefSeq and is a predicted model, not a curated record.